This is a messenger RNA of Acaulospora colombiana, 468 nucleotides long. NCBI's taxonomy places the organism in Eukaryota, Fungi, Glomeromycota, Glomeromycetes, Diversisporales, Acaulosporaceae. The record is from the annotation of a GenBank genome assembly.
AUGUACGGUAUUAAUUCUGGUUCGCCGCUCUCCUCUCCUAAUCAAUUGGGUAUAGGGAGCGUUCUCGAUACACCAGUGCCGUGUAAGAUUUGGGAUUGCCCCCUGGAAUUGGCCAAAGCCAAAGCCAUUAAGCCAAAGCACAUGGCUCGCUGGGCUCAGCUGCUGAUUACGCUCGAAGGUUCUGAUGGACUAAUGGUGCCUUUAUUCACUUUAGACACGGGAGACUUGAUUCUAAAGCGCGUAACCAAGUCGCAAACGUUGGCUGGAGCCAUGAAACCCUCAGAAGUGGCAUGGCGUGGCGUAGCAUGGCUGCCUUUCAUAACUCGGAAUUGCUUCAGCUCCUCUCCUAUAAGAAACACGACUAGAGCCGUCCACAAACCCAAACUCAUCCCCUCAUCACACCGUGAAUACUCUUCGAAACCUACAAACGACCUAACAGCCUUCCAAAUCACCGCCUAUAACAUGUGA